UCAAUUAAUUUUGGUGAACAGGUGAAUGUGAAUUAACGGAUUACACUUCUCACUCCCGGAUUGAGAGUUUUUACUCGGGUUCUGAAAAGAAAGAAUGUUCCAGAUGGAUAAUUGGCUCUGUACAUUUCCAUUCUUUCGUCUCAAAGGUCGACCGUGCUUGUGGUAGUCAGGUUUUUGCUGAAGAAUUGAGGUUUUUGUGCAAUCUGUCUCCGCGCUCUCUUCCUCCUCCGUGAAUAAAAGCCGACUGCCUACAAAAAUGGUCAAAGGGUUCCUGAAAAGUACCGAGGGUAUUUUCCAACUUUCCCCAGGUGUUACUGUUAUCGGAAGAGAAAACUGUGACUUAGUGAUUGAGUCACCCACCGUAGAAGUCCAACAUGCCAUCGUUGAAUACAGUGACAGCGAGUCCUGCUUUGUACUGCAAGACCUAAACACGGCACACGGGACGUACGUCAACGACUGCCGGGUACAGAAUGCUGCCGUGCGAUUGGCUCCGGGGGACAUCGUCCGCUUUUCCUACUCAGGAGUUCCAAUGGAGCUAGAUGUUGAGGAUGCACCUCAGGUCACCUACCCACCUGUUCAGCAGCGACCGGCCUGGAGUGCACCACUGCAGGUCAUCAACACCCACAUUCCCAUCUCAGGCCCCACACAGCAGCAGCAACAGCAGCAACUCCCCCACCUUGCCAGUGUCACUGACUCCGCCUACCCGGCUGGAGGCAGCGGCAACCCAUCGCAGCUGCCCUUGAUCUCUGCGGCUCCGCCCGCUUCCACCCUGCCUCAGUCAGCGUGGGCCACGCCCUCUGUGGCUACCCCCUCUACUACGGCGAACGUGGUCGUACCAAGACCGCCCAGGCCCAGGCCCAGCAGUGCGGGGACACGGCGGGGCAGUGGAGGUAGUCCAGUCAUCGGCGGCAGCCCGACCAACAGCCCUCUGCCCCCAAGAAGAGUAACCAGUGGCUGGGUGAGUACGGCCGGAGCCAGGACAGUGGUCACUUCACAGCAGGGGCCAGGCAGCCCGGUCACUCGGGCAUCCCCAGUCAAUGAGAUGUUGGCACUUCACGAAAAGGAGCAACGUCUUCUCCGCAUGGGCGACGAGAUCAAUCGGCUCGCCGUCUUCGAGGCGGAGUCCCUGCGCAAGGACGGCGUCAUCGCCCAGCUGCGGGAUGAGAUGGAGGCCAUGGCGUCUGAGCUGCGGCAGCGCAGCCGGGCGGCAGUAACCACGGGAGGGAGGGAUACUGACAGCCACGCGGCAGCCCUGCAGACCCGGGUCAAGGAGUUGGAGGCUGACAUCCACGGGAAACAGCUGGAGAUCAACGCCCUCAAAGAACAGAUGACCAAGAUGCGCCCAGAGAGCUCUGAUCCGAUGGACAACGUGGCCCACCUGCGGAGCACACUGCUCCAGAAGGAACGGGAGCAAACCUCCCUCAAGCAGGAAAUGGAACGGGUCAAGAAGGAGAAGGCCACGGCCAAUGGGUUGGUGACCACGCUGCAGCGGGACAUGGCCAAUCGGGACAAUACCAUUUGCCGGAUGAGGGGGGAGCUGGAGAUCGUCAAGCGAGAGCUGCGGGAGAAGGAGGUGUCGCUGUCGGCGAUGACGGCCAAGUUGAUGGAUUCGGAGGUUGAUAAUAGUCGACUCCGAGAUGAGCUCUCAGACAAGGACCGUGAGGUUCUUAGGAGCACGGAUAAACUGCGAUCGUCUGAAACUCGAGUGGGUGAGCUGACGCACGAGGUGGAAUCGUACAAGCAGGACAUUGAGAAGUUAAAGAAACAUAUCGAGGAAGAAAAAGAGAUGGAGGAGAAGUACAAGUCUGAACGAGACCAUGCCAAGGUCCAGUUUGCCGAGAUGCAGCGUCUGGAGAAGACAGCCAAGGCUGACGUCGAGCAAAGUCAGAAAAGGCUGGAGCGUUUCCGCACCCGCAUCAUGCAGACCACCUUCUCGGCCCCCGGCUUCAAGAUGCCCGACCCAGACACGGAAAUCAGCGACGACACCAUCGUGGAGACAAUGAAGAAGCUGAUCGAGGACCGGACGGACGGCAAGAACAAGCUCCGGGAGCUGAAGGAGACCAACAAGAGCCUGGAGAUCUUCAAGAAGGACUCUAAGACCAACUCCAAGACACUGAAGCAACAGAUGGUGGCCUUGGAGAAACGUUUGCAAGAGGGAGGACGGACCUGUGCCCACCUGCUCAAUGAAAUCAAGCUCCUGUCUUCGGUCACCGUGGACGAGAGCCUUCAAGGCAUCAAGGAUACAGUCGCCAUGAUGCUGCAGGAUGAGUUGUCAUGGCAACAGGAGUACGAGAGCACACUAGAGAAGUGCGGCAUUGACACUGGUACACCCGGAAAAGGCCUGGCAGCUUUCAUCGACGACCUCAAAUCCAAGAAGGACAGUGCACAGAAGGUGGCUGCCAGCAUUCAGGCCAAGUUUGACCAGCUGGAGAAGACGCUGAAGAGCGAGACUGGGCAGGAGGUCAGCCGGCUCAAGACGGAGUACGAGACCAAGCUGGCCGAUGCAUUGGAGAUAACCAGACUGGAAGCCGAGAAGAAACUACAGACGUCCCUGGAGGAGCUCCGUCAGGAGGAGGCUGGCAAGAGAGAGAACGCAGUCAAAGCUGAGCAGGAGAGGGUCCGACAGCAGGAGGCCAGCUUAGAAGAGCUCAGACAGGCCCUGACACAGAAGAAUUCCAACGAAGAAAGGUUGCAAACCCUGCAGAAGCAGCUUCAGACGAAAGAAAAGGAGUUUGCCGUGACAGAAGAGAAGCUCAAGGCAGACCUGGCCAUGUUGCGCAAUAAGCACCAAUCGGAGGUUGGCUCCUUACGUGACAAGAUGGCGGCCUCGGAGGACCAGCACGGGAAGGAGACAGCAGCCUUGUGGGAACAGGUCAAGCAGCACGCGCUGACCAUCAGCAGCCUGGAGGAGCGGGUGGUCCGGUCAGGCAAGGACCUGGCCACGGGACAGGCCAAGGUGCUGGAACUGCAGCAGAAGUUGGCCGAACAAACCAAGAAGGCCCAGGAGAUGAUGUUGAAGUAUCAGCAGCAGGCCAGCAAGCCGGAGCUACCUCCCAAACCGGUCAUUGUGCAGCAGCCUGGGGCCGACAUCCAGGGCAUGGAACAGCUGAUCGCCUUACUCAAGAAAGAGAAUGCCAAUAUGAAGAAGGAGCUGCAGGACCAGCAGGAUGUGAUCCUGGGCCUGCGGCGGGACCUGGCCGGUGCUGCCGCCCGGCUGUCGGACAUGACGGGCGAGCUGAACGAGCGGCAGAAGGAAGAGCUGGAGGACAGUCGCCUGCAGGUGCGAGAGCAGGAGGCGGAGCUGACCACCCAGCGCCAGCAGCUGGUCAAGCUGUCGGAGCUGGUGGACAAGAAGACGGCCGAGACGGAGCGAUUGGUCAAGGACCUGGCGGCCCAGAAAGAGUUGGUCUCCAAACACAAGCAGGACUCUCUGAUGAAGGGAGACGAGCUGGCCAAGCUGCAGGUCCAGCUGGGCCACGAGCAGGAGAACAGUAAGCGUGCCCUGGAGCAGGUGCAGCAAGAGGGCAUGAUAACCAGCGAGAUGUCGGCCAUUGGAGCCCAGUGCCGGGGUGAGAGACAUGAGCAGGUGAUUGCAAGGCAGCGAGAGGCACUGGCAGAACUACGAUCGCGCAUCAAAGGCAUGGAGUCCAACCGACCGCCGUUGCCCACCCAGGACCAGGCCCUGCAGCAGGUCAUCCUCCUCAAGAAGGAGCUGGCCGAGAUGCGAGCCAAGCAGGCCCAGAUCAUGGACCAGAGCCAGGGGGCCGGGGCUAACCCGGAGGCAGUGCUGGAGCGGGAGGUGGCCAAGGCCCGGGGCCAGAUCUCCACGGCCUCCUCAGACGCGGCCAUCGAGCGGAGUGCCCGCAUCGAGAUGCAGCAGGGCCUGGAGGUCAGCGAGCAGUCGUACCUCAAGCUGGCCCAGUCGGUGGCCAACCUCCUGAGCCUAGGUGAGGUGGCCGGCCAGGACACCAUGGGCCACCUGCCGAGGGACGAGCGGGACCGUCUGGCCGAUGAGCGAAGCGACACCCUGGAGCUGAUCACCAGCCGGCUGCGUACGCUCAACCAGCGGCUGGAACGCAAGGACGAGCUGCUGCGCGACUACGAGAAGGACCUGGAGAAGCUGCGAUUGGCCGAGCGGCUGGCCAAUGAGAAGGCGGCGCAGGUGGAAGCGCUCGCUAAUGAUCUUCGGGGCAGAACAGAAGAGGCGCACUACCUCCGGGAGACAUUGCGGCGAACGAGAGAGGGGCUUGACCAAGAGAAGAGGCUAAAUCGAGCCAUCAAGAGCAAAAAGACAUUCCACUUGGAGAACGACGACAAAAACAACAAGCAGUCAUGGCCAAAGCAUAAUUGCUACGUGGACGAAGGAGCUAAGAUGAAGAAAGAUGCCAAGAAGAAGACACAGAAAGAGAAGAUACUUCGGAAGAACUACGAACUAGAGAGUCUCAAAGCUGAGUUGAGCGAGAAGGACCAGCAGCUGUGCGAGACUACGGCCAAGCUCAUCAAUUUGGAGCAUGCUGUGGCCAUAAGCUGAGCCAUAGGGCUAAACCAAGUUUGGACCAUUCCACUUCAUGAAAUAGGGGGAAAUGAUAAGAAUACCAAAGCAGGGACUAACGAGUAUUAUCAGCAAAUGCACAAAGCUUCAAUAAUUUGUAAAUAUCUCAAAUUUUUAGUGAGCAAUAUAAGAAAUUGUGUGACAUGUUCUGCGUCGUAAAGUUAUUUUCUGGUCUUAAAAAAUCAGCCACCUCUUUUUACGUCCUGCGAAUGUUCAUUAGAAGUGACAAAUGCUGGAGUUCAAUAUUAUCGUAGGCUGGGAUACCUGGGGAAAUGUUAAGGUUUUUUCUAAGGAGUUGCAUGGGGUGUUUAAAGUAGUUGCUGAAUGUUUUGAAUGAAAUUCUAAUAGAAUAAAUAAUUGCAUGCCUUGCGUUUGCGCAAAUAUGUAAAUAAGUAUGAAUCAGAUAGGUAAAAUUAUUUGUGCAGAAAAUCAAAUUUUAAUGAUGUAUGUGAUUUUUUAUGUAAACCUCAAAUUUCAAAAAGCCAAAAAAGUAUUUCUAGUAUUCCUUGGACUGUAUUUUGUUGAUUGAAAAGACAGUAAUGUCAGUUAUGUGAGGUGUAAAAAUCCUAUAAUUGCAUCAGAAUUCAUAAGGUUCCCGAGGUAAUUUUCUUUUUUGUCUGAAUCUGUCUAAAUCAUGUUGGUUACAGACGUGAUCUCUUGUGGACAAAACCCUACGCAAAGAAAUCAACGUAGAAUUCUGUUAAAACGAAUAACUGGCAUUGAGCUUGAAAAGUUGUCACCUAAAAAGAAAUCAAUUUGGCGUGCAGCCGUGGAUUUGAUGCAAUAAGUAGAGACAUUGAAAUACGCUAUACUUUAUAGCAACCAUUGCUUUCGACGUUUUCUUUCGACAGGCUGAAGUGUUGUAACAUAAUCUUGAAUUUUCCUUUGUAAAUAAUACCUUAAGAGACGUGAUGUAAUUCCCCAAAUUGUAAAGUUUAUUUUAAUGAAGUUGGAAUUUUUAACACAUUGCUUUGUGUUAUGGAGCAAAAAUCUAAGCUGUUUGUGCCGUCACAAUUUAUGUGACACCCUCCUUUGGCCAGUGUCGGUGAAAAAGUCCAGUCAUUCAACUAUGAUAGACCAACAAUGUUAGGCCGUAUUAUUUUUCUCUUUUGGAUUACGGAUUCGCCAAAAAAUUCGUGGGCGAUCCAGGGCGCAAACAUGAUUAUUAUAGUGUUAUUUAAUGAUUAAAAAGCUUUGAAAUAUGCCCUCAUAAUUACCAAACAGCCAGAAAGUGUCGGUCUCUUUCAAGUUUGGCCCAGAAGCCAAUGUCGUAGUUUGCCAGCCGUUGCUUACGGCAGUAGCUGACCUUGAUUUGGAAGUAAAUUUCAUUUUGAUUUUUAUUCCAUCCUGCAACGUUGCAUCCUGGAAUGAAGAAUCUGUAAUCCGAAACAUAAAACUCGUGGCCUUCCACAAAAAAGCAUCGCUAUUUUCGCUGUUUGGCAUUUGGUAGGAGGGCAUUAAUUGUUCAUUUUCAUUGUGUUGCAACUUGGCUGUCCCAUAGAUGGAAAUAACGUUCUAAUGAGGACGUCAUCAUGGGAUGACUUCGACAACCCGACCAGACGAUUGACUGUAAAGGCUGACGGACACUCUGCGAGGCUUGGAUUUUUUUGAAGCGAUUUAUCGCUGCCGCAAAUGUGCACGUGUUCCCCAAGGCCGGACUAGACAAAAUUAAGUCGUUGUAUAUCAGCUUUCAGAUCUAUUUUAAAUAGUGCAAUUUGUACGAAAAUGUGGGAUUAGUGUUUACAUGUAUACACCGCCUAUUCGCGAUGUCAAUAAAAAUGCUGACAUUGAU
Messenger RNA from Acanthaster planci (crown-of-thorns starfish), 6344 nucleotides. RefSeq names its product forkhead-associated domain-containing protein 1-like. The record is from RefSeq and is a predicted model, not a curated record. Gene Ontology annotation, molecular function: protein binding. NCBI's taxonomy places the organism in Eukaryota, Metazoa, Echinodermata, Asteroidea, Valvatida, Acanthasteridae.